Messenger RNA from Acomys russatus (golden spiny mouse), 933 nucleotides. Its product is annotated as olfactory receptor 148. The transcript has a single exon. The record is from RefSeq and is a predicted model, not a curated record. Gene Ontology annotation, molecular function: G protein-coupled receptor activity; olfactory receptor activity. NCBI's taxonomy places the organism in Eukaryota, Metazoa, Chordata, Mammalia, Rodentia, Muridae. Gene Ontology annotation, biological process: G protein-coupled receptor signaling pathway. The coding region runs from base 1 to 933 and encodes 310 amino acids. Gene Ontology annotation, cellular component: membrane.
AUGAGGAAUAACUCACUACUUAGUGAAUUCAUUCUACUGGGAAUACCUCAGACACAAGGACUGGAAACUCUACUCUUUGUUGUGUUCUUAUUCAUCUACUUCUUUACCUUGCUUGGAAAUUUACUCAUUUUUACAGCAAUCAUCUCUUCAUCUACCCUUCACACUCCUAUGUAUUUCUUCUUGGGACUUCUAUCCAUUUUUGACAUGUUGUUCCCAUCAGUAACAUGUCCCAAGAUGCUAUUUUAUCUCUCCGGCCAGAGUGCAGCUAUCUCUUACAAAGGCUGUGCUGCCCAGCUUUUCUUCUAUCACUUUCUGGGUUCUACCGAAGGAUGCCUGUAUUCAGUGAUGGCCUAUGAUCGUUAUGUUGCCAUCUGUCACCCACUGAGAUACAUGCUCAUCAUGAAACCUGGAGUGUGCCUGGGCUUGGUAGCAAUGGCCUGGUCAGUGGGCUGUCUUCAUGCCACCAUCCUGACCUCUUUUACCUUUCAAUUAGUCUACUGUGCAUCCAAUAAAGUGGCCUAUUUUUUCUGCGACCUUCCUGCAGUUUUACCCCUGGCUUGUACUGACAAUACACUGGCCCAGAAGGUGGGUUCCAUCAAUGUUGGCUUUCUGGCUCUGAUGCUUCUCUUCAGUGUUUGUGUCUCCUAUGCACACAUUGGCAUUGCUAUCCUGAGAAUCCGUUCAGCAGAGGGCAGGCAGAAAGCAUUCUCCACCUGCAGUGCCCACCUUACUGCCAUUCUCUGUGCCUAUGGACCUGUGAUCAUCAUCUACUUGCAGCGCACACCAAACCCUCUGCUUGGGGCUGUGGUGCAAAUAUUAAAUAACAUUGUCUCACCCAUGCUGAACUCCUUAAUCUAUUCACUGAGGAACAAGGAAGUGAAGAGAUCCUUGAGGAAAAUUUUUCAGAGUGUAACUCUUGGCAUACAGAAAUGA